Molecule: messenger RNA, 2455 nt
Organism: Zychaea mexicana
Lineage: Eukaryota; Fungi; Mucoromycota; Mucoromycetes; Mucorales; Lichtheimiaceae
Exons: 4
Coding region: 46-1992 (648 amino acids)
Source: RefSeq, a predicted model, not a curated record
UUAAUAUUAUUUUUGCUGUUAAUACGUACUGCGUGCGUGUCCUCCAUGACUAUACAUCGUUUGUGUACAUUCGUUUUUAUUUUUUUUGCCGCAAUCGCACCUUGUCUUGUAGUAGUAUUUGCACAUGACAAUGUCGAAUUAUCUCAAGACGACGAAUUCUUAAUUACAAAAUCCUAUAAUCGCAACCACGACCAGAACAACAGCAACAGUCAUCACAACCACAAUCACCACAACCAUGACACUGAUCGGUACCAUGAGCACGACGACAGCGACGACAGUAAGAACGUUUAUCGCCAAGUAGAAGUACAGCACGAGACCCAUGAAAUAUACCCCAUUAUUGCCGAUAUCUCUUCAGCAGAGUUCCAAGUAUCGACUUCGUCCACAGGUGAUGAUGAUAGCAGCAAUACGGCUUUGAAAGAUCAAGAGAAUGAAGGACAGAACACACGACCUGGCAGUGCUUCGCUUACGGGUAAUGACGACGGCACAGUGUCCAGCGCCAACUCGAACCGUACACCGGAUUUCUCCAUGGAAGUCAGUGAACACGUUCGAGUCGAUUUGUUUUGUAUUAUCGACCCAUCGUUCUGCGAACGGGUGGCAGUGUCAUUGAGGGAUGCUGCAAGUCAGUUCAACCAGGUGGUCAAUGUUAAGAAUGAUUUAUUAAUACAAGCUACGUACUACAGCUUUUGUGAAAAGGGAUGCGCAAAUAAUACGUUUGGAUGGGGUGCCCCUUCUUCGCAGUUCACACUUCCUUUUGAAGAUGGUGCAGACUUGAAUUACAUUUAUCCGCAAGCAUUGGCGAAGCAACUGGCACCGUACAGCAAUACGUCUGCAUGGGCAAACCAUGAUAUUGCUAUCGAAAUUAAUCACGACGUAUACAUGAACUCUAUUAACUUUGAUAAGGCGUAUAAUGAUGGAUGGAACAACACGGGUGUUCCUCCAGGGGGAUUGUAUUACUUCCAGAACGAUACGAUUACAGCGGACCAGGUGGACAUACGAUACAUUAUCCUCCACGAGAUCCUACAUGGACUUGGGUUUAUUAGCUCAUGGGCAGCAUAUUUUGCCAAUGAGGCCUCACCAUUUCGAUCACUUAUUGAUGGGAUCAUUGAUCCAGACGAACUGCAACUCGUUACACCGAGUCCAUACUGGUACAUCAAACAGCAAACCGGUCCCAUCUUUGUCACAGGGUUCCAGCCAACCAUGAUAUUCGAUAAGUUUCUGUACAUCAGCAACCCACAGAGCAACACAUCGCGAGCCGAGUCGCUUGCAUCGAUUGGAUUUGACAUGCAAAAUUUCUGUGUACAGGACAAUCAGGCCUUCAUCAUCAACUUUGUGCAGGAGUUCAACCGGUCAAAUCAAUCACGGACGGCCAACCGGCUAUGGACAUCGAUGGGUGAAGAAGGUGCUUUGACGUUCCAUUUCCCGCCUGUUGCUGUGGACAAUAGCUCGUAUAUUACAAACCAGUAUCUGAACCAGACAUACACGGUGCCAAUGAAGCUACUGACAGGUGACCAAGCGCUGACGUCGCACAUGGAACUCUCGGACCGAAAUUUCCGACCUGGUAUUUCGAUUUCUCAUCUGGAAGGUUCAUACAAUAACACGCCAGAUUUUAUCAUGACUGCUUCAUACAUUCGUGGCGAACGGCUCGAAGAUAUCAUCGAGGAAACGUACAGCAAUGUGCCGGUGAUUUAUUACAAUGAAACGGUCAAUGGCACCACCACACAGCAUGAGUACAAGUCGGCGAUCGGCCCAGGUGUUUUACGCAUGCUCGACUCAAUGGGGUACAGCACUGUGCUCAGUAAAACCAACUACACGACAACCGGAAAUGUCAAAUCGGGUAAAAUCCCGUCCAUUUGUGAUGACAAAAACAACAACCAUGGCAUGGCGCAGGCUUCCAAGACUCCAACAGCAUCGGAUGCAGCUGCAUCGUCCAGUAUAAGCAUUGGGGAUGUGGCGUUGUGGGUGGUUGUGCUGUCAUCGGUUCUUUUGUUUUGAGUGGACAAACACACGCCCCUUUUUCUCCUCCCCUACUACUCUCUUCUUCUUCUUCCUAUCUAUCUCUACCGCUUUAUAUAUACAUACUUACAUAUAUCAUACACUCUCACAUAUAUACACUUUCAUCACCAUCCACAUUCUCUUCUGUUCUUCUCAACUGAACCCCCCCGAAAUAGCCCCUCGCUCGAAAACAACAACAACAACAACACCAACUCCUUCUUCAUGAUUCAUGACGCUUGUAUAUUUUCUUUUGUCUUCUUCUCCUUAACUGCCUCUUAUUUUGUUUGUGUUUAUUUGGUUCUUUUCUCUCUUACAUGAUCUUUGCAGCAACAAAAUAACGUUUGUUUUUAUUUGGGAUCAGUUAUCAAGAUGAUGUUGUUAUCAAUCUGGUACAUGAUAUUAAGAUUGAUAGGAUUCUCUUCUAUCAUAAAAAGUACUUCAUAUCAUCAAUGCAUAAUCAUAC